GAUUUGUUUCGUUAAAUCUCACUAUAAAUUGCGAUAAAUUGCACAUUAAAAAGCAGCCAAGAUGAUGUCCGAUUUCUCCGAUGAAGAAUUUGAUAACAUCAGCAAGGCGAAUCACGUAAAAAUGUCCCAGAAAAUGGAAAAAAUGGGAUACUCAGACGGUGUACAUGAUGGUCGUGAGUCUCAAUUCCAGAAAGGAUUCGAUGAUGGUUUUGAGCAGGGAUUCAAAAAUGGUUUUCUAUUGGGCAAAUAUAAAGGAAGUGUUUCAAAUCCAAUGGCAGCAAAAAGUACCAAUUCAAAUGUUCAAAAUGAUCUAAUUUUGCAACGACCCUUCCGCGGCCAGUGCACUCUAUGCACGGAUCCAUCUCAGAAGGAUAAUAGUAUUAGCGAUAUUGUUAACAAGCAAACGGAGCACAUGAAAAGAAUAGAAUCAACGCUGGGGUCAAGAUAUGGUUCCAAGCAGUUUCGAUACCCAAAGAUUCAAUAAUGUGAUUCAAGGAAGAAACAAGACCGCAGAUCGUCGCUUCGCUCCGCUCCGCGUUCUUGAAGCUUGUAAAUUCAAGGAGUUUAAUUAAUUUGAUGUUUCACAUCAAAAUAUUAUCGUAAGCACUACAUGGAAUGUAGAUUUAAUGUUAGUAUACUUUUUGUUCAACGGACGUAAUAUUUUCUGAAGACGACAAAGUUAACUGGGUGAUGUUGGAAAUGUCUGUUUCACAAGUUUUUGUUAUAAAUCAUUAUAAUAUUGUUAACAAUAAUUUAAAAAAAUUAUAUGAUAAAAUUGUAUUCUUCAAUUAUUGUUUUAAUGUACGUUCAAUGUGAACGGUCAUCAUACAAUAUUUCACAUUGGCAACGAAAAAUGUUUCAAAUUUUUUUUUGAGCUAUCUCAUAAUUGAAUUACGUUUACAUGAUAUUAUUUCAUUUUUGCAAUUAGGCGUAAUUGUUUCAUUUGAAAUAAAAAAUAUGGAUAUUAAAAUGAAUCAACUAAACUAAAAAAUCGUUUACGGUCCAAAAAAUGGCCUGAAUAGUCUUAAAAAUUUCUCGUAAAAAAAAUCACUACAGUAGCCUACAUUCCAUGUGGUGCUAAAAUGACGCAAAGAAAUAAAUAAAAACAAUUGUUUCCACUUUUUAUAUUAAGUAUAAGAA
This is a messenger RNA of Sitodiplosis mosellana (orange wheat blossom midge), 1140 nucleotides long. RefSeq lists its product as uncharacterized. NCBI's taxonomy places the organism in Eukaryota, Metazoa, Arthropoda, Insecta, Diptera, Cecidomyiidae. The coding region runs from base 62 to 484 and encodes 140 amino acids. The record is from RefSeq and is a predicted model, not a curated record. The transcript is spliced from 2 exons.